CUUUCAGAUGUUAAAGCUGCAGGUUUCGCCCAGCAAAUUGAAGGAAAGAUCACAUCUGUAGAUGUCUGUGCACGGUAAGCACAAUCACCACCGACGCAUUAAAGUCUUCCACCCUCUCAUCCGGGAGUGACUCGACCAUCCAACCACAUACAGUAUUACAUACACUCACACGCCAUAGGGCCAAACUUUCGAUCACCUCGCCAGGCAAGCGAUUUCUCGAGGAGCGACGUCUAAAGAAAUUCCGGCGGUUGGCCAUGGAAACGCCGAGGAACAGUCUACCUCUUCCGAUGCCUAUAAUUGAGAUCAUUCGCCGAUCUGAAGCAGCAUUUGCCUCCCAAUGGUUCAAUGACUUGUCUCCACUUUUGGCUAAACUCUUGGAAUGGACCUUGAUGUUUGGCAUCGGAUACUGGGGAUUUGGUUAUGGUUGGAUUUUGUUCUUUGCCACGGUUCAUUUCAUCAAGUUUCGGCAUGCCAAAGAGGGCUUGAGCGACACGAUUUGCGCCAAACUCUCGACCUUGACCUCGGAAAAGGAAGUGAUUGGGAGCUCGUUGGAGCACUUCCCUUCUUGGGUGUCUUUUCCGGACUUUGACCGCGUGGAAUGGAUCAACGAUAUCCUGGCUCAGUUGUGGAAAAGCAUUGACGGAUAUGCGACUUACUUCAUUGUUCAAUACAUCGAACCUGAGAUCAGAAAGAUCUUAGAUAGCAUGGCUUUGGAAACAGUGUCUGGGUUCAAAGUCCAGAAGAUCGCAUUGGGAGAUGUUCCGGCCAGAGUUGGCGGCAUCAAAGUGUACAAUCGAAACGUCACUCGCGAUGAAAUCAUUCUCGAUGCCGAAGUGAUCUACAACGGUGAUGCUCGUGUUUUGUUCACGUUGCAAGGAAUCAAGGCCGAGAUUCGACAAAUCAACUUCCGGGGCACGGCCAGAAUUACCUUAAAGCCCAUUGUGAAUACCUUUCCCUUCAUUGGAGGAUUCGAAAUUUACUUCUUGAACAAGCCUGUGUUGGAUUAUAACCUAGGCGGUAUUGGCACAUUCGCAGAGGUACCGGGAGCCAAUGCGAUUGUUAAAUCAGUGGUGGAGGAUCAGAUUCGUUCUCGCUUCGUUUGGCCCAAUAGGUUCCGAAUGUUCUUGCCGAUGGACGUCAUCACCAGUCGGCCAAACAAGUCUUUCCUCCUUUCGAAGCCAGCAGGCGUUCUUCAGGUCAAUCUCAAGGAGGCCAAAGACCUAUUGAAAAAGGACAAAGGUUUGACAGGCUCGGGGUUGAGCGAUCCUUACGCUGUCAUGUCCAUUGGUGAACGAAAGAUCAGCUUUAGGAACAAGUAUGUUCCCAAAACAGUGAACCCGGAGUGGAACUACAUUCAUGAAUUCAUUAUGGAGGACAGCUUCGGGCAGAAGUUGAUGAUUGACGUCUUUGACUUUGAUAACUCCACCACAGACGACUUUCUGGGUAGUAUUGCCAUCGAGAUCGGCAAUAUUGUUGAAAGCCAAGUUUAUGAUGAGUGGAUGCGAUUGAGCCAAGUGAAACACGGACAACUUCACUUGAAUGCCAAAUGGCUCAAAACCGAACCUAUCACCGAAGACAAUGCCAAUUCCUUUCAGAGUUAUGUGGUCAGUAUUCUGAUUGAUUCCUGCAAAGACUUAAGUAAAGAGGGCAAGAACUCUCUUCCUUCCCCUCGAUGCAAAUUGACUCCGUCCAGAGGCGACCCCAAGAUGACCCAGGCCAAAACAAAGACCAAGGAUCCCAUUUUCGAGGAGUCCUUUUUAUUUUUUUGCCAUAAUGCCAGCACCGACAGCAUUCUAAUCAAGGUUGUCGACAGCCGAGGAUCCGAUUCUCUGGGUCAAGUGAGACUGCCCAUUGACCACUUAAAAAAUAGUCCAAGAGGCGAAUACUUCGACAUGAAUUGGGACCUGGAUGGCGGCCUGAAUUCGAGCGCUUCCAUCAUAAUCUCGGCCAAACUUUUUGGGGUUGAAGUACUUUAGGUGAUGAGAGUUUACCUGCCUCUCGAUUGCUCCUAAUUGAAUGUGACAAGAACUGCAGUAUUGUAUGUCGAAUAAAUCUUUAUAUAUUUUUCGGUAUGAA
Tigriopus californicus is the source of this 2076-nucleotide messenger RNA. RefSeq names its product extended synaptotagmin-2-B-like. Bases 255 to 1976 code for a protein of 573 amino acids. The transcript is spliced from 3 exons. Gene Ontology annotation, molecular function: lipid binding. The record is from RefSeq and is a predicted model, not a curated record. NCBI's taxonomy places the organism in Eukaryota, Metazoa, Arthropoda, Copepoda, Harpacticoida, Harpacticidae.